GAGCAGAAAGACUUCCGAGAAGCUGCCCUCGAGGCAGCGGCGCGAGACCAUGCGCGGAUCUUGCAGGAGCAGCGCCAGCAUUUCGAGGGUCUGCUUGAGGCGGAGCGUCGCUGCACAGAGUUGGAGCACGGCCGUCGUCACCAGGUCGAGGAGAAACUUGCCACGGCCUUGGAGGCGAAAGCAGAGGUGCUCGAGGCCAAUGAUAAGACAUUGGAGGAAGUGCAGGCUUUGCAUCUGGAUCAGCUCAGCUUGGAGCGCAAACAGCGGCUGCAAGCCGAGGCCGAAGUGCGGCAGUUGCAGGCUGAGCUAGAGAAGUUUUCCGUGGUCUCCAUCUCGGACUCGGAGCUGGCCACAGAGGCAGAGACAGCCGCC
Symbiodinium necroappetens is the source of this 372-nucleotide messenger RNA. NCBI's taxonomy places the organism in Eukaryota, Dinophyceae, Suessiales, Symbiodiniaceae. The record is from the annotation of a GenBank genome assembly.